GACACACUUUUGUAUCAAUCGUUGCAAUGACACGAUAUUUUCUGUUCUCAAGUUUUGUUCUUGGGGCUUUAGCUUCACAAAGUCACUCUUUAGUCAAAAGAGCUUUGCAAAAAUCACACGAAAAAUCGCAGCUGGAAAAAUGGGAAGAUAAGUUCUUGGGUAGCUUAGAACACUUCGAUCAAACCGAAUCCUUAGUUACUUUGAUUAGUAAAGUAGCCCUUGAAGAACUGUCAGGUUGUACCGCAAUCAUCCUUUAUGAUGUUUUUACAGAAAUCAGUGACGAUCUUUUGCUUGAAAGACUGUUUCGAAUUUUUCCGAUUCCCUACGUUCAUGGGCAAAUAACGGAAGAGUACUUCAUGAAAGUACCAGAAAUUGUGACAAAUUCUGACACUUGCAUCAGUUAUAUACUGUUUCUUAAGGAUGUGAUGAGGUGUAUGAGUGUCAUUGGUCCCCAAAGCAACAAUAAAGUAGUACUAGUAGCUCGAUCUUCUCAGUGGAGGGUUUACGAAUUUUUAGCAAGGGAGGAGUCCCAAAAUUUCCUGAAUAUUUUAGUUAUUGCCAAGUCUGAAAAAAUCGUCUUGUCGAAUAUUGAAUUGCCGUAUAUAUUAUACACACACAAACUGUAUGUGGAUGGUUUGGGUUCGAGCAAUCAUCAGGUUUUGACAUCUUGGAAAAAUGGACGGUUUUCCAAAACUCCGGUACUAUUGUUUCCAAGGAAAAUUACUGACGGGUUUUCCGGUCAUAGGUUUAUUAUCACAGUAGCUCAUCAGCCGCCAUUUGUUAUUAAAAAGAGCAGCGACGACGACGACGAUAAUGACGUCGAAUGGGACGGCAUUGAAAUUCGUUUAUUAAAUUUACUAUCAAAAAUGUUCAACUUUACUACAGACUACCGAGAAGCUAGAAACUGGGAGUUGCAAGGAUCUGUUGAAUCUAUAAUCACAGUUGUUAAAAAUAAUAGAGCCAAUAUGGGUAUCGCUGGAGUUUAUAUAACAAAAGAAAUAAUAAAAACGGCAGACACUUCUCAAAUGCAUUCUCAAGACUGCGCAGCUUUUAUCUCUUUAACAUCGACAGCUCUGCCACGCUAUCGAGCAAUAAUGGGACCCUUUCACUGGAGUGUUUGGUUGACUCUAACAAUUAUAUACUUAGUUGCAAUUUUUCCUUUGGCGUUUUCUGAUAAACACAGUUUUCGACAGAUUAUAGAACGACCAGAAGAAAUAGAAAAUAUGUUUUGGUACGUCUUUGGUACGUUUACUAACGCUUUUACUUUUAUGGGGAAAAAUUCCUGGAGUAGAACGGAUAAAUUUGCAACAAGGCUAUUAAUUGGUUUCUACUGGAUGUUCACGAUUAUUGUUACUGCGUGCUAUACAGGGUCUAUAAUAGCUUUUGUCACUCUUCCGAUCUACCCAGAAACUGUUGACACUCCAGAACAACUUAUUAGUGGCAGAUAUCAAAUUGGUACUCUCGAUAAGGGAGGUUGGCAGUACUGGUUUGAAAAUUCCAGCGAUCCUGUUACUACAAAGUUACUAAAAAACAUCGAUUUGGUCCCAGACGUUCACUCCGGUUUGAAAAAUAUAACAAAAGCUUUCUUUUGGCCGUACGCAUUUAUGGGUUCUAAAGCUCAGUUGGACUACAUCGUCCGAACAAACUUUACUACGAAAAACAAACGCUCUUUACUUCAUAUUUCGUCACACUGUUUCGCCCCCUUUGGUGUUGGUUUGAUAUACAGCAAAAAUUCUCUUUAUAGCAAAAUCAUCGAUCUAGGUAUUUUGAGAGUAGUUCAAAGCGGGUUAAUAUACAAAUUAAAAAAAGAUGUUGAAUGGGAAAUGAUUCGGAGUGCCACCGGUAAACUUCUAGCAGCCAAUUCUUUCGGUAAUAACUUACGAAGUUUGAGUGUGGAAGACAGAGCUUUGACACUAGAUGACACGCAAGGAAUGUUUUUACUUUUAGGUAUAGGUUUUCUUUUGGGCGGAGCUUCUUUGCUAUCAGAGUGGAUGGGAGGGUGCUUACAUUUGUGUAAAAGAAAACGCGACCAAUCCGGCAGCAGCAUACAAAGCAAUCAUCGGUCAUAUAAAACACCAACACCAAGAGAAAAAAUAGAUUCUAUACAAUACAACUCUUUUGAAAAUCAUACAGUUGAAGAACUUGUUGUUGAAGAACGACAAAUGAGUGAACACAACUGUAUUAUACAUCAACAGAAUGAAGAUGAAUCAGAAGAAGACAUAGAAGAACAUAUCAAUAAACUUUUUAACUUUGAAGAAAUGUUUGGAGAUGUGAACGCUGAUGAUGGUAACGUUAAGGAAGAAUUAAACGAAGAAAAUAACAUGAAAAAAACUAAUUAA
Messenger RNA from Zophobas morio, 2339 nucleotides. RefSeq names its product ionotropic receptor 21a (gene Ir21a). The record is from RefSeq and is a predicted model, not a curated record. The coding region runs from base 27 to 2339 and encodes 770 amino acids. Lineage: Eukaryota; Metazoa; Arthropoda; Insecta; Coleoptera; Tenebrionidae. Gene Ontology annotation, cellular component: membrane. Gene Ontology annotation, molecular function: ligand-gated monoatomic ion channel activity. The transcript has 5 exons.